GCGUGUUGAAGAAGCUUGAGCUCCGGCUGGCCGCACGGUCGGCUCGGUAUUCACGGACUGAAGGCCGAGUCAGCAAAUUCCUGGUGAAUAAUCCUGUAUUUCCGGGAAUUACCGGCGUCCGCGGUUUCGCCAGAUUGACGGACCCUUCGAGUGUAGAAGCGGCCGUUUAACGAUAGGGAAUGGAGCGAGCUACUGCCCACCCGAAUGGAUCGCUUUUCCCUUUAAGGAUUAAACUUUGACAAGUUAGAUGGGAAUUUGCCCAGUUCUUUUCAGUCGGCGCCCUCUGCUCUUUCUGACCAUUUUGCUGCAGUAUUGCGGAGACUGAGCUUUGAGUUUGGCUGAAGACCAUCCCGCACCGAGGCGGCACUCAGGACGGACAGAGCCCAGCCAGAGCGAGCCGCUGCCCGGCCAAGGCCUCCAGGUGUCACGGGGAGGACGAACGAUAUUCUAUGAACAACCGUCCUGUUUCCAUUGGUGUUUUCAGAGUUGGUUCUCCAAAUAUUCGUUUUGAAAGAUGAACCUGACACGAAGAACCUCGGUUUCAGCAGACCAGAGCUUUCCGAAUUCAAUCAACACCUCGGCUGCGUGGAUCACUGGUAAUGCAACGGUGGCAGAUCUCCAGGAGCUGAUCCAUACAGCCACUCUCGCCACGUGUACUCUCUUAUUGGUACUUAUAUUCUGUUUGGGAACAUACGGCAAUCUCAUUGUCUUCUUGUCGUUCUUUGAUCCAGCAUUUAGGAAAUUCCGGACUAACUUUGACUUUAUGAUCCUGAACCUUUCCUUUUGUGAUCUAUUCCUCUGUUGUGUGACAACACCCAUGUUUGCUUUCAUUUUAUUUUUUGAUUCAGAUAGCAACGUCUCUCAGGCUUUCUGCUUCACCUUUCACCUUACCAGCGCUGGAUUCAUAAUAAUGUCCCUCAAAUCUGUGGCAGUUAUAGCACUACAUCGCCUGCGGAUGGUGCUGGGCCAGCAACCCAACACGACAGCUUCUUUUCCCUGUGCACUUAUCCUAACCAUCAGUCUGUGGACUGUAAGUUUUACCCUAGCUACCCUGGCUACCCUCAGGACAUAUCCAGAGAGAUCCAGAGUAUGUGUGCCCCUCUUUGGAUGCAUUGGUGGAGAUGGUAAAGUGAUACUAUAUCUCUAUGUUAUAGAUUUUGCAUUUUGUGUGGGCAUUGUGUCAGUGUCCUAUGUGAUGAUAGCCCGCACACUGAAGAGAAAUGUACAGAUGAGGAAAUGUGCCAUCAUUACAGUUGAUACAUCAAGACCCAAAGCCCUCAUGAGCGCGGGGAUUGACAGUAUACAGCUGCAGCCUCUUUACCAAAAUCAGAAUUACAACAAACUGCAGCACGUCCAAACACAUGCCUACAGCAAAAAACUUACCCAUGUCCAGACUUCUGCAAAUAGGUUGCAACUUGUGUCUUCAGUGAACCUUUCUGGCACAAAAGAUUCAAAAGCUGUGGUGACAUGUGUCGUCAUUGUGCUCUCAGUAUUUAUUUGCUGCCUGCCAUUGGGAAUCUCCCUUAUACAAGAUGUUUUGACAUCAAGGAGCAGUUUUAUUUUAAAUCAGCUUAAGCUGUGUGGGUUCACAUUAAUAUUCUUUAAAUCAGGACUAAAUCCAUUUAUAUACUCACGCAACAGUGCUGGACUCAGGAAAAGAAUUCUCUGGUGUACACAGUACGUGGCUCUGGGCUGCUUGUGUUGCAAGCAUAAGACUCGAUUACGAGCAGUAGGAAAAGGGAGCCUCGAUGUGAACAGAAACAAAUCGUCUCAUCAUGAAACAAAUUCAGCUUAUAUGCUGUCGCCUAAACCACAGGGAAAGUUGGUGGACCAGGCUUGUGGGCCCAGUCACUCAAGAGACAGUAUGUUAAGUCCUAAAAUGUCAAUUGGCCAGCAGCAUUAUGCACAGAGUAACUCAACACCUAUCAACACAAGGAUUGAGCCUUACUACAGUAUUUACAACAGCAGCCCUUCCCAAGAAGUAAGCACUCCAAGCAGUUUGCAGCCAGUGAACGCUACCUGUGGAUUUGCCAAAUCGCAGAUUGCCAAGCAUCAUUAUAUGGCAAAAAUACCAGAUUUUGUGCAGGAGUAUGAUAAGACUUCUACCAAGCAAAUACCAGUCCCAUCAAUUUAACAACAUGUUAUAAGUGUAGAAUUAUACAGCAAAGGAGGAGGCCAUUCAGUGCAUUGUACCUGUACUAAGAAUGACAGCUGUUGUGUUCUUUACUCACAUAAAUACCAUGUAAUUAACAAUAUGCAUCGAUUAAAUAUUGGAAAGGCCUGGAACUUUUCAUGCCUCUUUCAUAAACUUCCAUUUGCAUAACUUUUUUGUAACAAGAAACGCUUGAUUUUAAUAAAUCCCAUACAAGAAUGUAUGCAUUGUUUAAAAGCUAUGUUAUUUUGUA
Molecule: messenger RNA, 2405 nt
Organism: Carcharodon carcharias (great white shark)
Lineage: Eukaryota; Metazoa; Chordata; Chondrichthyes; Lamniformes; Lamnidae
Gene: gpr75
Product: G protein-coupled receptor 75
Exons: 2
Coding region: 515-2134 (539 amino acids)
Biological process (GO): G protein-coupled receptor signaling pathway
Cellular component (GO): membrane
Molecular function (GO): C-C chemokine receptor activity
Source: RefSeq, a predicted model, not a curated record